Messenger RNA from Loa loa (African eye worm), 651 nucleotides. RefSeq names its product iron donor protein CyaY. Gene Ontology annotation, biological process: iron incorporation into metallo-sulfur cluster; intracellular iron ion homeostasis. The transcript has 3 exons. The coding region runs from base 61 to 489 and encodes 142 amino acids. Gene Ontology annotation, cellular component: mitochondrion. NCBI's taxonomy places the organism in Eukaryota, Metazoa, Nematoda, Chromadorea, Rhabditida, Onchocercidae. The record is from RefSeq and is a predicted model, not a curated record. Gene Ontology annotation, molecular function: ferrous iron binding; ferric iron binding; iron chaperone activity.
AAUUUUAGCUUAUGAAACUACUAUCGUGAAUGUUUACUGUCGGAUUCAAAUGCAAAUGAAAUGUUAAGACAACGAUUAUUUACAGCUCUAGUAAAUAUACGACCUUUCCUAAAAAAGCGAUGGCUAAGUGAAAUUGCUUUAUCGGAAGAUGAAUAUGAAAAUCUUGCUAACGAAACGUUGGGUAAAUUGGCCGAUUAUUUGGAUUCUUUUCCGGAUAGGUUCAGUUGUGACGGAGAGUACGAUGUAAAUUCGUCUAUGGGUGUCGUUACGGCUAAAAUUAGUCGAAAAAUAGGUGCUUAUGUCAUCAACAAACAAACACCAAAUCGACAAAUUUGGUUGUCUUCACCUUUGUCCGGUCCGAAACGGUUUAAUUUGGUUGAUAAAAAAUGGAUAAGCACUCGCGAUAAUAUAUCACUGGAUGCUUUGCUGAAUAAUGAAUUUCGAAAGAUUUUUCAAACGGAAAAUAUUGAUUUUAGUGAAUAUUUGUAAUUGCUGUUCCGAAUAAGUAGAUGUCUCAUAUCUUUCAGUUUCAUCCGGAAGAAGUUUUAUGGUGCUAAUUGUCUGAAUAUUCUUGCAAAUUACUACCAACUAGAUAAACUACCACUGUUAAAAACUGUAGCUUAAUUUCACUAAGUACACGGCAGACUACCC